ACAUAUCCAAAUGUCUGUAUACAUCUGUCUCACUUUCCUUGCCGCACGCAAACCCAGGUCCUAGAAAAGAGAAACAGGGCGCGAAUCUCAUCUUACUUCCACCACUAAACCAGACCAAACCCCCCAUCACUCUGCACACAAAACCCAUCUCUAAUCUCCCAAAACCAUGGCAAAUCUCUCCGAAACCUAUGCUUCCAUCCCCUCAACAGAAAGAGGCAGGGGUAUUCUAAUCUCAGCAAACCCAAAAAGCAAUGCAAUCUUGUACUGUAAUGGCAGAUCAGUGUUCAUCAGAAACCUUGACAAGCCACUAGAUGUGUCUGUCUAUACUGACCAUGCUUAUAACACAACUGUUGCGAGGUUUUCUCCCAAUGGGGAGUGGGUUGCUUCUGCUGAUGUUUCUGGGACUGUGAGGAUCUGGGGGAGCUACAAUGAUCAUGUUUUGAAGAAUGAGUUCAGGGUUUUGACUGGGAGGAUUGAUGAUUUGCAGUGGUCUCCUGAUGGCUUGAGGAUUGUUGCUUCUGGUGAUGGGAAGGGCAAGGCUUUUGUCAGGGCUUUUAUGUGGGACUCGGGGACCAGUGUUGGAGAAUUUGAUGGACAUUCCAGGAGAGUUCUCAGUUGUGCAUUUAAGCCAACAAGACCAUUCCGAAUUGUCACAUGUGGAGAGGACUUUUUAGUUAAUUUUUAUGAAGGACCGCCAUUUAGAUUCAAGCUUUCCCAUAGGGAUCAUUCAAAUUUUGUCAAUUGUGUGAGGUUCUCUCCAGAUGGCAGCAAAUUCAUCACUGUAAGCUCAGACAAAAAGGGUAUCUUAUAUGACGCAAAAACUGCACAGAAAAUUGGAGAGCUGUCUAUGGAAGAUGGCCAUAAAGGUAGCAUAUAUGCUGUUAGCUGGAGUCCAGACAGUAAACAAGUGCUAACAGUUUCUGCUGACAAGUCCGCAAAAAUAUGGGCAAUAUCUGAGGAUGGCCAUGGGAAGGUCACAAAAACAUUGACUUGCACCGGAACUGGUGGUUUUGAAGAUAUGCUCGUUGGGUGCCUUUGGCAUAACAAUUAUCUCGUUACUGUCUCUCUUGGUGGCACAAUGUUUGUGUUUUCAGCAACUGAUCUUGAUGAAUCCCCAGUAAUACUUUCUGGACACAUGAAGAAUGUAAAUUCUGUAGUAGUGCUUAAAAACAGCCCAAACGUCAUAUUGUCAUGCAGCUAUGAUGGACUAAUAGUAAAAUGGACAAAAGGCAUUGGAUAUACUGGUAAACUGAACAAGGUGAUCGAUAAAAUUAAAUGUUUUGUGGCUGCUGACGAGGAAAUUGUUACAUCUGGGUUUGACAAUAAGGUUUGGAGGAUUUCUCUACAAGGAGAUCAAUGUGGGGAGGCAGAAUCUGUAGACAUUGGCAAUCAACCAAAGGACUUGAGUAUUGCUAUUCUCUCUCCGGAACUUGUCUUGGUCGCAAUUGAUUCUGGAGUCGCCCUCCUUCUGGGUACAAAAGUGUUGUCAACUGUUAACCUUGGGUUUCCAGUUACUGCAUGUACGCUUGCACCUGAUGGAAGUGAAGCAAUCGUGGGUGGGGAGGAUGGUAAAUUGCACAUAUAUUCUGUCAAGGGUGAUAGUUUCAAUGAAGAGGCAGUUCUCGAAAAACAUCGGGGUGCUAUUACUGUAAUUCGUUAUUCCCCAGAUGUUUCCAUGUUUGCUUCAGGAGAUGUAAAUCGUGAAGCUGUUGUAUGGGAUCGUGCUUCCAGGGAGUUAAAGCUGAAAAACAUGUUAUAUCACACUGCGCGCAUAAACUGCCUGGCUUGGUCUCACGAUAGCAGUAUGGUUGCAACUGGAUCACUUGAUACAUGUGUCAUCAUAUAUGAAAUUGGAAAACCAGCAUCAAGUCGAAUAACUAUCAAGGGAGCUCACCUGGGUGGGGUUUAUGGACUGGCUUUCACCGAAGAAAACAGUGUAAUAAGUUCCGGUGAAGAUGCUUGCAUCCGUUUAUGGAAAUUAACCCCACAAGGAUAAAGAUAAAUGGACAUCAUAAAAUGUGUCAUGUUUAUACAAAACUUGUCUAUCUUGGAUGUCAUUUUCUAUGAAGUGAGGAAGAAAAAGGGCAUUGUUGUUGAUAUUUCGCUUGUAUCAGAGGCUAAUUCGAGAGGUAUGUUGCAAAUUGGAACAACUUAAUGAUUGAUGUCACAAAAGCAAUAUUAUUACGACUGAUUUGAGUGUGUAUUAUAUUGAGCAAGUUGAAGUUAUAUUCAGUAUUGAGUUUUCGAGAUGAGAUCUUCACAUUAUUGUAACGUGAAGGGUCAUUGUAGCCUUGUAGGGGAGGGAAUGAUGCAGUAGUUCGAAGAUAAAAUCGACUACUCUGUUCUGCCAAUUUCCCUAUGUGCAUUUGUAAUACAAAAACUUUGGCAUUUUGGCGUAGUUUGUGUUUGAGGUUUUGAUGUUAAUGAGCUUUUUUUUCUCUUUUUCAAAGAAGGUACUGCUACUGAGACGUUAAUUACAUUUGGGAUGUGUGUUUUUGCUUUUGUAUA
Molecule: messenger RNA, 2508 nt
Organism: Daucus carota subsp. sativus
Lineage: Eukaryota; Viridiplantae; Streptophyta; Magnoliopsida; Apiales; Apiaceae
Product: actin-interacting protein 1-2
Exons: 6
Coding region: 167-1996 (609 amino acids)
Biological process (GO): actin filament depolymerization
Cellular component (GO): cortical actin cytoskeleton
Molecular function (GO): actin filament binding
Source: RefSeq, a predicted model, not a curated record